Messenger RNA from Myotis myotis, 1343 nucleotides. It is a transcript of the gene NNAT, whose product is annotated as neuronatin. The coding region runs from base 152 to 553 and encodes 133 amino acids. Gene Ontology annotation, biological process: positive regulation of insulin secretion; brain development. The transcript has 3 exons. Gene Ontology annotation, cellular component: cytoplasm. The record is from RefSeq and is a predicted model, not a curated record. Lineage: Eukaryota; Metazoa; Chordata; Mammalia; Chiroptera; Vespertilionidae.
CCCCCCCAAGUGCGCAUGCGCAUUUGGGUGGCGGGCGGAUACUUAAGGGGCGGCUGCGGCAGUGCGCCCAACAGCGGACUUCAAGAGACCAGCGGCCCUCGGCGAACCCUUAGCCUUCGGCAAACUCUCUCAACCACCUAUUCUCGGAACCAUGGCGGCAGUGGCGGCAGCAUCGGCUGAACUGCUCAUCAUCGGCUGGUACAUUUUCCGCGUGCUGCUGCAGCGCAGACCCUUCUCAGUGCGCCCGCGCCCGGCUGGGAACAAAGAGUUGGGGCGCGGCGGGCGCCAGCCGCCGACGAACGCUGAGGCUCUUAGCAACCAACGUGGUGUUCAGGUACUCCCUGCAGAAGGUGGCGUACACCGUGUCGAGGACCGGGCGGCACGUGCUGGGAGAGCGCCGCCGGGCCCCCAACUGAGGCCCCAGCCCCCAGCCCUGGGCGGCCAUGUCACCAGGUGCUCCUGUGCAUCUCGCCCAGCAUGGGAGCCAGUGCCGCCCAGGAAUAGGGGGUCCCCUGUGCUCUCUCGCCAGAGGAGCAUUUGCCAAGGUCAAUGAGGGGCUGGCAGGCCUCCAGAGAAGCAGCACGGCAAUGACGACAAUACCUGAUCCCUUUCCAAUCCCUGUGUACCCCUCCCACUAUGGGGCGGGGUAGAGGGAGGAGGAGGGAUGGAGGGAGAACUCUGAGAUUUGGGCAUAGGCAUUCUGAUCUGGACCAAGUCGGACAGUGACAUCCUAGCCCCACAACCAGGGCCAUACCAGCAGGCCCCACCACAGAGAUCCAGACUACGACACCAGCAGCAGAAUGAACAUUCCAACAUCAUCGGCAAGCCGAAGCCCUGAACCUCUGAGCAGCAGACAAGGAGUCAAUUGCGUGCCUGUGUGGCGGGACAAGAGGGCUUGGGGGGGGGGGGGGGAGAGGGUUAAGAAACAGAGAGGGGGCCCUCUCACUGUCCCUUGCCUACUGCACGUGCAUUCCAGCCUUGCUGCCUUUGCUCCCUCUAUUCCUCCUUCCCCCUCACUGCCUCCCAAGCCCACCCUACCAGAAAAAAUGUGUCACUCAAUUCGGACCUAUUCAAUCAGUAAAAGAAUCCCAACUUUACUAAAACACCUCCGAGCCCCCAGUCCCUCAUUGAUCUUUUCCCUGGUCUCAUGCAAUUGUGGUCAAUAUUGUGGAAAUUGCUAAUUGUAAUAAUUGUGUAAGUGUGCAUUAGUUGUGCUUCCCCAGCUAGAUUGUAAGCUCCUGGAGGACAGGGACCACCUCUCAAAAAAUUAAAAAAAAAGCACCUCCCCCAUCUCGCACAGUGUCCCAGGACCCUGCGGGGCGGUGGAAGCGCACCAAAAAGUU